Messenger RNA from Cyclopterus lumpus (lumpfish), 354 nucleotides. It is a transcript of the gene urm1, whose product is annotated as ubiquitin related modifier 1. Gene Ontology annotation, biological process: protein urmylation; tRNA thio-modification. The record is from RefSeq and is a predicted model, not a curated record. The transcript is spliced from 5 exons. Gene Ontology annotation, cellular component: nucleus; cytoplasm. The coding region runs from base 20 to 325 and encodes 101 amino acids. Gene Ontology annotation, molecular function: protein tag activity. Lineage: Eukaryota; Metazoa; Chordata; Actinopteri; Perciformes; Cyclopteridae.
UCCUGCAUGUGCCGACAAUAUGGCAGCGCCCGUAGCGAUUCACCUGGAGUUUGGUGGUGGAGCGGAGCUGCUUUUUAAUGGUGUGAAGGAACAUCAUGUGACUCUUCCUAGCCAAUCCGAACCUUGGGACGUGAAGCAGCUGCUGGUCUGGAUCCAACAGAACCUGCUGAAGGAACGGCCCGAGCUCUUUGUCCAGGGAGACUCUGUGAGACCUGGGAUACUGGUGCUUAUCAAUGAUGCAGACUGGGAGCUAAUGGGGGAGCUGGACUACCAACUACAAGACCAAGACAACGUUGUGUUUAUUUCUACUCUUCAUGGAGGAUAGCAAAUAAAUGAGGAAUACACAGUAACAUA